CACACCUUUGAUCAACUUGCCAGCUAGCAUUCACUAGAUGGAUUCAAAAAGAAUUGAGAUUGGUCUAACUCUGACUUUGGUGCUCGUGUUCAUGCAAUUGGAUGGAGUCAGAGCACAAUCAGGUUGCACCACUGCACUAGUGAGCUUGUCUCCGUGUCUAAAUUAUGUUACUGGAAACACAACAACUCCCUCGACAUCUUGUUGCUUACAGCUAUCAAGGGUUGUUGCAUCACAGCCACGAUGCCUUUGCUCUGUUCUAAAUGGUGGUGGCUCCUCUUUUGGUGUUUCUAUUAACCAAACUCAGGCUAUUGCACUUCCUAGUGCAUGCAAUGUACAAACUCCUCCUGUUAGCCGCUGCAACGCCGGUGCAAAUGGACCAGCAGCUUCGCCUGCUGAUAGUCCUCCAGCGGACCCUUCUAAAGGAUCAACCGACAUUCCUUUAGGAACAGGGUCAAAGGCCAGUGGUGGUGGCACAUCUAAUGGAAGCAUUGUGGAACUCACAGCUACUUGGAUAUUCAUUGUUGCAUUCACUGCUUUUGCAUCAAAUUUCUUUUAGAUUUUAUGCAGUUUAUCCCAAAGUUGUAGUACCAAGUUAUUGUGUAUUGUGUCAACACUUACUAUUGAGUUAUUCAUUGGAGUCUUGGAUAGUCAA
Messenger RNA from Solanum pennellii, 652 nucleotides. RefSeq names its product non-specific lipid-transfer protein-like protein At2g13820. Gene Ontology annotation, biological process: lipid transport. Gene Ontology annotation, molecular function: lipid binding. The record is from RefSeq and is a predicted model, not a curated record. Lineage: Eukaryota; Viridiplantae; Streptophyta; Magnoliopsida; Solanales; Solanaceae. The transcript is spliced from 3 exons. Bases 38 to 556 code for a protein of 172 amino acids.